AUGGCUACGAACGGAAGCUUUACACACCAGGAGCAGUACAAGGCCCCGACCGAUCAGGGCAGCGCUCCCUCUGACGUCGUGUCCACUGCGGGCUCCAACAACAACCUGUCCAAGGACCAGAUCGGAUGGAUCUUCAUCGAGCAGUACUACACCACUCUCAGCAAGACGCCUGAGAGGCUUCACCUCUUCUAUCACAAGCGCUCCCAGUUCGUCGCUGGAGUCGAGGCUCAGCUCGCCGACGUCUCGGUGGGACGCCAGGCUAUCCAGGAGCGCAUCAAGAAGCUCGACUUCCAGGACACCAAGGUCCGCGUUUCCAAUGUCGACUCACAAGCAUCUUUCGACGGCAUUGUUAUUCAGGUGAUCGGUGAGGUUUCCAACAAGGCUGGCGAGCCCAAGAAAUUCGUCCAGACAUUCGUUCUCGCUCAGCAGCCUACUGGAUACUUCGUUCUUAACGACAUCCUUCGAUACAUCGAUGACGAAGACCAGGUGCCUCAGGAGACUGCCGAGGCCAACACUGUGGAGGCCCAGGAGGCUGCAGUCGAGGUUGUGCCUGCCGCCGAGCCUGAGAAGCCCGCGGAGGCUGCUUCAGAGGAUCCCAGCCCCGCUCUUGACGUUAAGGCCGUCGAGCAGAAGCUUGAGGAGGCCUCAUCUGAGGAAGCUGCCCCGGUUGCCGAGGAGAAGGUCGAGGCGGAGAAGCCGGCUACCAAGGCCGAGGCCGCCAAGCCUGAUCCCGAGACCACCGCCAAGGACCUCGCUGAUGAGGAUGCUAAGGCUGCCGAGAAGCCUCAAGAUCCCGCCCCUUCCCCUGCCGCCAAGGAGAUUGCUCAGCCUGAGGCUGCCGCUCCUGAGCCCACUGGUCCCCCCAAGCCCAUGACCUGGGCCAGCCGUGCCGCUGCCGCUGCCGGGCCUCGACCUGUGGUCCCUCUCCCCAAGACCGCCACUCCUCCUGCCCAGAGCCAGAGCCGUGCUCCUGCUCCCGCCGCUGCGCCCGCUGCCGCCGCCGCUCAGCCUGCUGCCCCUGCUGAAAAGGCUGCUCCUGCUCCUGCUGCCGAGGCCCAGCCAAAGGAUGCCGCCGGCUGGCAGACAGCCGGCGCCGACUCCAAGCGCCAGAACCGACCUCAAUCCAUUUCUGCCGCUCCUGUUGAUAAGGAGGGCACCCUUGGCUAUGUCAAGUACGUGACCGACAAGGUCCAGGACGGAGAGCUUAAGAAGGCUCUCGAGGCCUAUGGCGAGCUCGCCUACUUUGACAUCAACCGCCAGAAGAACUGCGCCUUUGUCGAGUACAAGACCGCUGAGGGUCUCCAGGCCGCUCUCGGCGCCAGCCCCCACAGUGUCAACGGAGAGCAGAUCAUCGUUGAGCAGCGCCGCCCCAAGGCCAACACCUACGGCAACAACUUCAGCGGCGGACGCGGCGGCUCUCAGCGUGGCCGUGGUGGUUUCGACGGCAACCGCAACGGCGGCCAGGGCGGCAACAGGGGCAACUUCUCUGGACAGAACAGAGGACGCGGAGCCCCUCGCGGCCGCGGUGGUGCCCAGGCUCAGAACGCCUAA
Messenger RNA from Clonostachys byssicola, 1551 nucleotides. The record is from the annotation of a GenBank genome assembly. NCBI's taxonomy places the organism in Eukaryota, Fungi, Ascomycota, Sordariomycetes, Hypocreales, Bionectriaceae.